Boleophthalmus pectinirostris (great blue-spotted mudskipper) is the source of this 1935-nucleotide messenger RNA. RefSeq lists its product as uncharacterized. The record is from RefSeq and is a predicted model, not a curated record. Gene Ontology annotation, molecular function: AMPA glutamate receptor activity; transmitter-gated monoatomic ion channel activity involved in regulation of postsynaptic membrane potential. The transcript has 9 exons. Bases 116 to 1480 code for a protein of 454 amino acids. Gene Ontology annotation, biological process: monoatomic ion transport; synaptic transmission, glutamatergic; modulation of chemical synaptic transmission. Gene Ontology annotation, cellular component: AMPA glutamate receptor complex; postsynaptic membrane; plasma membrane. NCBI's taxonomy places the organism in Eukaryota, Metazoa, Chordata, Actinopteri, Gobiiformes, Gobiidae.
CCACUGCAGCUGCUGUGAAGUCCCCAGCACAGAAGAGCCAGAGGACCAGACUGACCAGCACAAGAUCAGGAGCCCGCGCUGACCACUACCCAGACACUCACUCCGCUGGGACAAAAUGAGGAGCUGCAUGGGUCUGGUGCUCGCCGCUCUGUGCGCUUUGGCUGCCAGCGGAGAUGUCAAGGAGCUAUCCAUCACCACCAUAAAGGAAGAGCCAUAUGCCAUGAGUCACGGCAGUGAGCUGGAGGGCUACUGCAUCGACCUGCUGACCGAGCUGGCCAAACGGGUGGGCUUCACAUACAAGGUCCACCUGGUGAAGGAUGGGCGCUAUGGGGCCAUAGACCAAAGCGGCCAGUGGAGUGGCAUGAUCGGAGAGGUUAUCCGAGGGGAGGCAGACCUGGCGGUGGCCCCCCUCACCCUCACGUCAGUGCGGGAGAGGCACGUGGACAUGAGCACCCCGUUCCUCCAGACUGGCCUGGGCUUCAUCCUCAACAAAGAUCUGGUGACCCACGAGAGUGCGCUCAGCCUGCUGGCACCCUUCUCCGCCGACAUGUGGGUGGGGCUGCUCAUCGCCUUCCUCCUCACUGGACUCUCCAUCUUUCUCGUCUGUAGGAUGAGCCCGUCUGAGUGGGCAGAGCCGGAUAAGGAGCAGACGACCUUCACUCUGCUGCACAGUUUCUGGUACAUCACCGGAGCGCUCACUCUGCAGGGCGCUGGCCCUCACCCUAAAGCUGUGGCUGGACGUGUGAUCACUGCCGUCUGGUGGCUGUUCGCGGUACUGCUCCUAGCCUGUUAUUUUGCCAAUUUCUACGCCAUGAUCCACACGGACAAAAAGCACGCGUCCAUCAGGACUUUCAGCGAUCUGGCCAAUCAGGACGUGAUUGAGUAUGGGGCUGUGGAGGGGGGCUCCACCUCACAGUUCUUCAAGACGUCCAAGAUCGCCCUGUACCAGCGCAUGUACGAGCAGAUGGAGAAGAGGCGGAGCUUUGUGGCAAACAUGGGGGAGGGGAUGCGGCGGGCUCAGGAGGGGAACUUUGCAUUCAUUGGAGAGGCCGUGUCCCUGGACCUGGCGGUGGCCCGGUACUGCUCCCUCACUCGCUCUGAGGAGGUAGUGUCUGAGAGGGCAUACAGCAUUGCAGCACCCAGAGGAUUCCCUCUGAUGAAGAACCUGUCCAUUGCCAUCUUGGAGCUGAGUGAGUCUGGGACGCUGGCUUACCUGAGGAACAAGUGGUGGGCGCGGAGCUGCAUGGAGGACCAGGAGGGAGGCUCCCUAGAAGCACAUGACCUGAGGGGACUCUUUGUGCUGGGGCUGGGGCUGGGCCUAGGGGUCUUGCUGGCUCUGCUGGAGCUUCUGACUAAAGCUCACCGCCAGGCCAAGGACGACAAGAGGUCAUGCUGCUCUGUGCUGACGUCAGAACUGGGCCGGCGUUUCGGAGGGGCAGCGGAGAGUGCGGAGGCGGAGUCUGAAAAGAGCAAAGCCUGAAGCUCCACCAGGUCCUGUGGGUCCUGCCCUUAACAGCCCUGUCAGUAACCCUGUGUCUCUGUUAGUCUGGGUUCACCUUAUACUGUCAGCAUUUGAAAUGGAAGGAAAGGAUCUACAUGUUUCUAAAGAAAUAUUCAAAUAGUCAGAUAGUUAUUGCAGAAAAAAUAAAAUAACCAUAAACCAGGUCAGAGUGUAAGCAAUAUGAAGAAAGAACAAAUUGCACCACAGAUUUCUGACUGCCCUCCAUCUCAAAUUUGAAACUCUUUAGGCUCUUUAGAAUGUCAUGUCAUUUGGACCCAAAAUCCCUGUCUCCAUGUCCCACUCAUUCUCAGCUCUGUAGGCAGAUUUAAUGUUACAUGUACUAACAGUAGAAUACUGUGAAUGCUGUGUUUUAUUUUGCUUAUUUGUGUGAUAAACCUGAUGACUGUUUUGUGCUUUAUUCAUGAUUAAACCAG